AACAAAUAAUAUAAUAAUGUGUUAAAUAUAUGGGUACCAUAGUUGUUAGCAUAUAAUGGUAGUCAUAAAAAUAAUAGGUCUGUAGUUAAUACUUUAUAAGCAAAGGGGCCAUAAAGUAAUAGGUGAUGAUUAGGUAUUCUAGCAUUGCAAAAAGUGAGAAAAAAAUUAAGUGCCCCCCCCCAAAACAAUUUUCUGGCUACGGCACUGGGCUAUACUGUUAAUAAUAUUGACCGUGUGAGGGCCGCAUAAAGUCCGUGCCGCAAACGUUACCGCGUCUGGGACGUCGUCCGACUGGUUAGAUCGGUCCGUUCACAGCACAGUUUAAGAUACCUAUAUCUUAAACCGUGGUUCACAGGAUAUUAUCACAGAUUAUUUUCAUAUAAUCUCUGAUAUUAUCACCUGUUAUCACUUUUUAAAUAAACGCUAUUUCUGAGGUUCAGUUAUUCAAAAUUCAGUUAAUGUGCAGAAUGUAAUGGCUACUCUUAUGAUUCUUGGCAUUAUUGAUUACUAGUAUAAAUAAUUUUGAAUGAAUUGAAAAAUGACUGUCAUUCUCUUUUAGUAUUGAUGUAUUAAUAUUUUUUAAACUAUAAAUGAAUAUACCGUAUACAACUAAAGUACUAAUAAUAAUUACAUUAAUUUGAGUGUUAAUAUUCAUACGUACCUCGCCCAACUAUGACUGAGGAAUUUCGUCGGCAAAGGGCACACGCUGAUUUUUAAACAAUGCUUGAAUUAUUUAAGUUAAAUACGUAGGAAUAUAUUUUCAAAUUGUAUGACAGAACAAAAUUAUUUUUGUUUUUUUCGACUGCUAUUAAGUAAUGCAGAUUAUUAGAAAAUCGGAUAAUGAUAAUAAAAGUCCCUAUUCCUACUUUUAUAAAGUUUUAUUCUUUUUUUUUUAAAUCGAGGAUGGUUUAAGUUUACCCCUUUUGCUGCACCUAUGAUUAUGAAAAAAACAAUGCUAGUUGUGCAUGGAUGCUUAUACUGAGGUUAUAGAUUCAUCAAUGGAUACUCAAGAAAAAAUAAUGGACAUUUAUCAACCUGUACAUUAUAAAAGCUUAAAACUUCUUUGUUCGUGUUCAGAUGAUUUUCUUGUUGAUGACAAAGAUUUUCAACAGUGCUUAAAAGGAUGUAAAUGGUCACCUGAUGGAUUAAGUAUAUUAACCAAUAGUGAAGACAGAAAACUUAGAAUUUUCAAUAUUGAAACAGAUGAAAUAAAACAAUGUACAAAAAUAAAUAAAGUCAAUCAGAUAAAAGAAGGUGGGACUAUUUAUGAUUAUGUAUGGUACCCAAAAACUGUAAUGACAGAAAAUGAAAAUGUAAAUUUAAUUUUGAGUACUAGCAACCGAUCCCCUAUUCACCUUUGGAACGCUAAAGAUGGACACUUAGAAGCUACAUACAGAGUUUAUGACCAUGUUGAUGAAGUUGCUCAUGUAAAUUCAUUAUGCUUCAAUUGGUCUGGUGAAGAAAUUUACUGUGGCAGCUAUGGAAAAUUAAAUAUCUUCCGCACAGAUCGCCCGGGACGUGAAUUUAGUGAAAUAUCCACUAAAAAAGAUUUACAUAGAUCAAUUAUUUCUACUAUAGCUAUGAAUCCAGUAGAUAAAAGUAUUUUUGCUGUUGGUACUUAUAAUAAAGACAUUGGUGUAUAUGGUGGUAAUCAACUAAUGUACAUAUUAAGAGGUCAUAAAUCAGGUAUCACUCAAUUACAGUUUUCACCUGAUGGGUUAAAACUAUACUCUGGAAGUAGAAAAGGUGAUAAUGAUAUUGUUUGUUGGGAUUUAAGGAAUGUUGGUCAAACUUUAUAUUCUGCUGAAAGAACAGUGACAACCAACCAAAGAAUUUGUUUUGAUAUUUCAUCAGAUGGACAAUAUUUAGUUUCAGGCAAUUGUACUGGUGAUGUAAGUACUUGGAAAUUAGACCAGAACAUAGAAAUGCCUGAAGGUGUAGAAUGUGUACUUGCUUUAAAUUCUAAAAUUCCUGCUCAUAAUGAUUGUGUCAAUGGUGUGAGUUUACAUCCUACUCAUCCUUGGUUAGCAACAACAUCUGGACAAAGACACAAUGAAACUGAUGACGAUGAUGAUGAUGAACAUAUUUUGCAUACAACUGAUGUUAGUUUAAAGCUUUGGAAAAUAAUUUAAAAUGAUUAUCUUAUAUUAUAAAAUGUUUAUACAAAUAAAAUUGUUUAUUUAAUUUA
This is a messenger RNA of Sipha flava (yellow sugarcane aphid), 2188 nucleotides long. RefSeq names its product telomerase Cajal body protein 1 (gene WDR79). Gene Ontology annotation, molecular function: RNA binding; protein binding. Gene Ontology annotation, biological process: Cajal body organization. Bases 966 to 2132 code for a protein of 388 amino acids. Gene Ontology annotation, cellular component: Cajal body. The transcript has 9 exons. Lineage: Eukaryota; Metazoa; Arthropoda; Insecta; Hemiptera; Aphididae. The record is from RefSeq and is a predicted model, not a curated record.